Molecule: messenger RNA, 1249 nt
Organism: Tripterygium wilfordii
Lineage: Eukaryota; Viridiplantae; Streptophyta; Magnoliopsida; Celastrales; Celastraceae
Product: serine/arginine-rich splicing factor RS2Z32-like
Exons: 6
Coding region: 154-1023 (289 amino acids)
Biological process (GO): mRNA splicing, via spliceosome
Cellular component (GO): nuclear speck
Molecular function (GO): zinc ion binding; mRNA binding
Source: RefSeq, a predicted model, not a curated record
UCUCCAGUUCUCGCAAUUUUCGCUCCGGCUUUAAUAGUUUUAUUGUCUGAAACUUGCUUUUUACCUUGUAAAUCGUUAUUUAAUCUGAUAUCGAUGGCUUUUAUGGAGUUAUUGGUUUGUAUGGGCUGAUGUGUUUGAUUGCAGAGUUCGAAUAUGCCUCGUUACGACGAUCGACAUGGCAAUACGCGUCUGUAUGUGGGUCGCCUGUCAUCGCGGACGCGUUCACGGGACCUGGAGAGACUUUUUAGCAGAUAUGGGAGAGUACGAGAUGUGGAUAUGAAGCGUGAUUAUGCCUUUGUUGAAUUUAGUGAUCCUCGGGACGCGGAUGAUGCAAGAUACAGCUUAGAUGGUCGUGAUUUUGAUGGGAGCCGUAUCAUUGUUGAAUCUGCUAAGGGGGUACCUCGUGGUUCUCGAGAAUAUUUGGGCAGAGGUCCUCCUCCAGGUUCUGGACGCUGCUUUAAUUGUGGCAUUGAUGGCCAUUGGGCUCGAGAUUGCAAAGCCGGGGACUGGAAGAACAAGUGUUAUCGCUGUGGUGAAAGAGGUCAUAUCGAGAGAAGCUGCAAGAACGGUCCCAAGAAGUUGAAUUACUCUCAAUCACCUGAUAGAUCUGUAUCUCCUCGCCACCGUAGCCGGAGUUACAGCCGAGGCCAUAGCUACAGCCAUUCGAGAUCUCCACCAGCAAAGAGGGAACGAAGCCAUGAGCGAGAGGAUAGAUCAUUGAGCCCCAAGCCGAAGAACAGUCCCCCACCCUCAAAGCAGAGGCACCACAGUGAAACUCCUGAUGAAGGCAGUCCACGUGGUUCUCCAAUGAUCAGGAAACGAGAUGCCCAUCAAGAGGGGUCAGAUUACGGCAAUAGCCCCAUGGGGAAAAGCCCUGAAAGAGAGAGCCCUGUCGCUCGGGGCCAUCGAAGUCCUUCUGAAGCCAAUGGUUGUAGCCGAAGUAUGAGUCCUAAAGAUGACAGGAGCCCUAUUGACGAUUCUGAUUACAACCACCGUCCUCUGAGGCUCAGUGAGUCGCCUUAAAAAUGGCGUGAGUGGCCUUACAAAACAGCCUUUAAUUGCUACGCAUCUGCAACACCUCUGUCUUCACGUUGGUGUCGUGCAGACCUUUGAUUUUCUUAUCCUUUGCAUGUUUUAAAUUGCUUGUUCUUGUUGGAAAUUGGUACUUUUGAUUGAACUAUCAUAAUUUGUAAUACUUUGUCAUUGUAGCAUUGUGACGUUAAUUAAAGUAUUUAUUUUUGUUGAUUUA